UCGCGCUCGCUCACUCCAGCUGCAGCCACUCUCGCCCGUGGCUGCUUCCUCCAUCCUGGUAUUUUUUGGAGCCUCCAUCCUGGUUCUUCCAAAGUGCCCGGACCCAAAACAGGAAUUGAUAGGCUCAUCCCAAAAUAUGCUUUUUGGGACUGAUCUAGAACCUGCAUAUUCUGCGUGAAUAUCUUUAAUUGAUUGCAGUUGAGCUAGAUGGUGGAGCCAAAAUGCUAUUGCCUUGUCUUCAGCAACAUUUAAUCAGGUGUUGUACAGAUAGGAACAUGGGGGAGAAACAGUUGGGAUAACAUGAAAGUGAUGCUGGUGGCUAAGAGAAGGCGACUUGGUUCUGUGGGAAGGGCUGUACCUGCUCCAUCCGUUGUCUAGAUUUGAGUAUGAGCACAGUUGAAGAGGAUUCUGACACAGUAACAGUAGAAACUGUGAACUCUGUGACUUUGACUCAGGAUCCAGAAGGGAACCUCAUUCUUCAUUGCCCUCAGAAUGAAGCUGAUGAAAUAGACUCAGAAGAUAGUACUGAACCUCCGCAUAAGAGACUUUGUUUGUCCUCUGAGGAUGAUCAGAGUAUUGAUGAUUCUGCUCCUUGCAUAUCAGUUGUUGCACUUCCACUUUCAGAAAAUGAUCAGAGCUUUGAGGUGACCAUGACUGCAACUACAGAGGUGGCAGAUGAUGAAAUCACUGAAGGGACUGUGACACAGAUCCAGAUUUUACAGAAUGAGCAACUAGAUGAAAUAUCUCCCUUGGGUAACGAGGAAGUUUCAGCAGUUAGCCAAGCAUGGUUUACCACUAAAGAAGAUAAGGAUUCUCUGACUAACAAAGGGCAUAAAUGGAAGCAGGGGAUGUGGUCCAAGGAAGAAAUCGAUAUUUUGAUGAACAAUAUUGAACGAUAUCUGAAGGCACGCGGAAUAAAAGAUGCCACAGAAAUCAUCUUUGAGAUGUCAAAAGACGAAAGAAAAGAUUUCUACAGGACUAUAGCAUGGGGUCUGAACCGGCCUUUGUUUGCAGUUUAUAGAAGAGUGCUUCGCAUGUAUGAUGACAGAAACCAUGUGGGAAAAUAUACACCUGAAGAAAUUGAGAAGCUCAAGGAGCUCCGGAUAAAGCAUGGCAAUGACUGGGCAACAAUAGGGGCGGCGCUAGGAAGAAGUGCAUCUUCCGUCAAAGAUCGGUGCCGACUGAUGAAGGAUACUUGCAACACAGGGAAGUGGACAGAAGAAGAAGAAAAGAGACUUGCAGAGGUGGUCCAUGAAUUGACAAGCACUGAACCCGGCGACAUAGUUACACAGGGUGUGUCCUGGGCAGCCGUGGCUGAACGAGUGGGUACCCGCUCAGAAAAACAGUGUCGCUCUAAGUGGCUCAACUACCUGAACUGGAAACAGAGUGGGGGUACUGAAUGGACCAAGGAAGAUGAAAUCAAUCUCAUCCUCAGGAUAGCAGAGCUUGAUGUGGCUGAUGAAAAUGACAUAAACUGGGAUCUGUUAGCUGAGGGAUGGAGCAGUGUCCGUUCACCACAAUGGCUUCGAAGUAAAUGGUGGACCAUCAAAAGGCAAAUUGCAAACCAUAAGGAUGUUUCAUUCCCUGUCCUAAUUAAAGGUCUUAAACAGUUACAUGAAAACCAAAAAAACAACCCAACGCUUUUGGAGAAUAAAUCAGGAUCCGCAGUUCCCAACAGUAAUUCCAGUUCCAGUGUACAGCAUGUUCAGAUCAGAGUCGCCCGCUUGGAUGAUAAUGCAGCCAUCUCUCCAAGUCCCAUGACAGCGUUGCAGAUUCCAGUCCAGAUCACCCAUGUCUCUUCAACAGACUCCCCUGCUGCUACUGUUGACUCAGAAACAAUAACACUAAACAGUGGAACACUACAGACAUUUGAGAUUCUUCCAUCUUUCCAUUUACAGCCCACUGGCACUCCAGGCACCUACCUACUUCAGACAAGCUCAAGUCAAGGCCUUCCCUUGACUCUGACUGCUAGUCCCACAGUAACCCUGACAGCUGCUGCUCCUGCUUCUCCUGAACAGAUCAUCGUUCAUGCUUUAUCCCCAGAGCAUUUGUUGAACACAAGUGACAAUGUCACACUACAGUGUCACACGCCAAGAGUCAUCAUUCAGACUGUUGCUACCGAGGACAUAGCUUCUUCCAUAUCCCAAACAGAACUGACAGUGGAUGGGGAUAUUCAGUCAUCUGAUUUUCCUGAGCCUCCAGAUGCACUAGAAGCAGACACCUUCCCCGAUGAAAUCCAUCAGCCUAAAAUGACUGUGGAGCCAUCAUUUAAUGAUGGUCACGUAUCCAAAUUCAGUGACCAAAACAGCACAGAACUGAUGAACAGUGUUAUGGUCAGAACAGAAGAGAUCUUGGACACCGACCUGAAACAAGAGGAGGAAUCGCCCUCUCACUUAGCCAGUGCGUAUGUUACUGAGGAUUUAGAGUCUCCCACCAUAGAACAAGUUGAUCAAACAACAAUUGAUGAUGAAACAAUACUUAUUGUUCCUUCACCACAUGGCUUUAUCCAGGCAUCUGAUGCGAUAGAUACAGAAUGUGUCUUGCCUUUGACAACACUAACAGAUCCCAUACUGCAUCAUCAUCAGGAAGAAUCAAAUAUCAUUGGAUCAUCUCUGGGCAGUCCUGUUUCAGAAGACUCAAAGGAUGUUGAGGAUUUGGUAAACUGUCAUUAGGUAAUUCUUAGAUAGUUGAAGCAAAGAAGCUACACUGUCAAUUACCAUAUUUUUAAAGGAGUAGGAGCAACUCCCACAAGGCUUCAUACACCAUUCCUCUGGCUUUUAAAUAGCUACAGUGCUUUAAGCCAUGCACACUGUUGCUGCUGUGACCUUUUUACCUCCUUUAAAUGUACCAUCUGAGGUCUGGUUUUAUGACAGUGUGUAAGCUGGAGUAUGUGAGUCUUAACUGCAGAUUCCCCAUGAUUAUUAAGAGGGAAUUUCAUUUACUCAGCUCCUGAGAAAAGUUUAUCACCAAAGCUUAACUGCUCUGGUUUAAAAGCAGUAAUAGGGCACUCUAUCCAGCUUCAAAGUAAGCCUGGUUAUAUUUUGAAGAACGCAUUAUCAACAUGGUCUGGAACUUACUAUUAGCUUGAUAUUUGACCAGCAAUCAAAUACAGAAACCUAGGAGGUGAUUAUAUGGCAGUUAUUAGCCCAUUGCUGGCAGUGGGAGCUGGUUUAGGCAGGGUAUAGAGGAAAGCAUUAAAGAGUCAAGAAAAUUCACUACAAGUUUUUAUUACUUUUAAAACAAAUAUGGGUAAGAGUAGUUAACAAACCCACCAGAAACUAAGCAGUUUCCAGCCCCUGCUAAGAAACCACUGUUAUUAGUUCAAAAAGUAAUUUUACCAUUUUGAAGUAAAACUAAAUUAAAUGGGGGAGAGAAGUAAUGUUGCCUGUCCUUGAUACCAUGACUGUUUAUUAUUAUUUUGCUAUAUAAAUUACCCCGAAAAUAGGUGGGGGUGGGCACUAGAGUUUACAAUUAAUUUAGUGCAUUAACUGGUUGGGAGUAUGGUGUAACUUCUCCCUCUCAGGCAGUUUCAAAACACAAAAUUUGCUUCUAUUAACAAAAGGAAACAAAUC
This is a messenger RNA of Lepus europaeus (European hare), 3572 nucleotides long. It is a transcript of the gene DMTF1, whose product is annotated as cyclin D binding myb like transcription factor 1. Bases 387 to 2672 code for a protein of 761 amino acids. Gene Ontology annotation, cellular component: nucleus. The transcript is spliced from 19 exons. The record is from RefSeq and is a predicted model, not a curated record. Gene Ontology annotation, biological process: regulation of transcription by RNA polymerase II. Lineage: Eukaryota; Metazoa; Chordata; Mammalia; Lagomorpha; Leporidae. Gene Ontology annotation, molecular function: DNA-binding transcription factor activity, RNA polymerase II-specific; RNA polymerase II cis-regulatory region sequence-specific DNA binding.